Molecule: messenger RNA, 7460 nt
Organism: Paramecium octaurelia
Lineage: Eukaryota; Ciliophora; Oligohymenophorea; Peniculida; Parameciidae
Source: the annotation of a GenBank genome assembly
AUGGAAAAAUAAAAAACCCUAAUUGAUGUAUAAAAAUAAUAGUAAUAUUAGCUUACUUUCGAGCAUGGACAGAGUUAUGAAGAAAAAGUAAGAAGGAAGUAAUGGUUAUUUGAGUAUAUGACCGAAUGUUUAAAGGAGGUAUUGAAUUUAUAUGAUUGAUUAGAAAAUUCUGGAGUUAUUUAACACAAUGUUUGAAGACUAUAUUAAUGAUCUAUUUCUUAUAGCUAGUUUCAUUUUGAUUUUAGUGGGAAUAGCUUAUGAUGACACUACAGAGGAUGUCAUAUCAUCGUAAUUAUUGAACAAUUUACAAAUAGACUCAUUUUGUUUAUAGUUUACUUAUUACCCUUUCUGAUCGAAACAGGAAUUAGAGCAUUAUAAUUAUUGAUUGAGUAAAAGUAAAGUUGGCAAUCUAUUUUGCAACAAACUCGCAUCGCUUAUACUAGACUAAAAGGAUUUAAAAAAGAAGACUUGGUCUAUAAUGAUACAUAAAAUUUCCUCAAAUAGGCUCGCUCGUCUUCGAUUAGAAGUAUUUAAUACCUUGACUCAUAAUCUAAUGUGCCUGAUAUUCUGCCUGCUUCAAAUGUUGAGGAUGUAAAUUACAGCAAUUUGAAAAGAGGAGAUUUUAUUCUUCUCAGUCGUAAUUAAUAGUGUCCAGGCGACUUAGUCAUUUUGGAUAUGAGCAAUAGACAUGGAUACUUUUAUUCGAAAAGUUAUUUUAAAUAGGCUUUUCUGCAACGCAAGGAACCAAUGAAAACAACAAAAGUGGAAUUGAAUGCACCCAACAAAGGAGAUUUGAAUUAUUUGAGGAAGAUAUUAAAGGGUAAACUAACAUUUAAUAAUAAUUACAAUUUUGAUUAAUUUGAAGGUCAUAUUAAAUUAUCUAAAGAUCCAAAAGGAGAACCAAUUUUACCAGAAAAUAUUCUGUUUUUUGGAUAAGCAUUGCAAUUUAGUGAAUGGGUAUUUGGAAUCCUAAUCAAUGUAGGUGGACAAUCAUUAUAUUGUAGAAAAGUUAAAUCUGUAAAAAAACAAUAGAGAAAUAAAAAUAGAUAUAAGAAUCUCAGCAUAUUAUAAUUGUUCCUUUACAUAAUCAUGCCCAUAAUUGCAUCAUUAAUCCAAUAUUAUGGAUACUAAUCGAAUUCCUCAUUCAGUCUAAUCCUAUUACAUUGUUAUCAACAAUUUCUGGCUAUUCUACCAUCUUAUUUGAAUUUGUUUCUGCAUUUAUUUGAUGUAGUUCUUAUCAUAAAUGAAAAUCGAUCACAAUUACAAUCUAAAGACUGUAAGGAACUGAUAUUGGAAACAAAAUAGACAAGCAAAUAAUAGAACAUAAACUAUCCAGUCAACAUGACAGAAAUCAUGGAUACUACUCAUGUAUUUCUAAAUAUUCAGAUAUUAUCUGAUGCAAAGAUCGAAGCCUUAUGUCAUGGAGACACUAUUUAUUAAAUUGAUCAAACCUUGAUUCCAGAUUUAGUGUUAUCACAGUCCUUUAAGAAAACCUAGUUUUAUUACAAUCUAAUUAAAUAAGUCAAUGAUUAAAAUAUUGAAAUCUUACAAGAAAAGAUAGAAACCAUCAGUCCCAAUGUGCCUCCUCAAAAAUUAAGCAUAACUUCUCAUUAAUAAAUAAAUUUCAACAUUAUUAAGGAUACUGGAAAUAAGAGACCAUUUAUUAAAUAGAACACUUAAACUCUACACUCACCAAUACUCAAUAAUCCUAGUAGUGCCAGACCCUCAUUGGAAAUCUUCCACAGUAUGGAUGGAGGAGGUUUAAUCUCAUCCACUUUAGCUGGGAAUCUUCUAAAUCAACAAUAACAUAGUUAAGUUAGUCAGGAACCAGAGGAAGAACAGGUGAAAUAAGUCUAAAUUUAUAGGGAAAACACCCUUGUUGAAUUAGGACUCAGCUAACCUUUCUAAUAUUUUGAAUUAUUUUGUGUCAUAUCAUUGUGCCAUCUAACUAGAAGUGAGUUGAUGACUCUGGGAGAAGAGAGCAGACUUUCUUAGAAAAAUUCCAAAUUAGGAUUUACCGAAAGGGAAAGAAUCAGAAAACCUAAAUUCAACAUCGAUUAAUAUUUUCUAGCCGAAGACGAAGCCCUUUUAAAAUUGAGCAAACUGUUUAAAAUUUCAUAUAAAACUUAUGGUUAUAAUAAACAGGAGUAACUUUGUUAUGUUUUGAAGAUUAAUGACUUAGAAAUACCUUAUAUAAUUCAUUAUCGACUAUAUCAUUAAGGGUUCAUUGAUUAUGAUGAGACUAAAAACAAUAAGAUGUUUAAAAUUCCCUCAAGAUUUAUAGCUAUGAUGAUUUAGGACAAUAAUUUUUAGAUUAAAGAGUCAAAUCAAUUGGUAUUAUUGUGUAGAUUCUGUAUUGUGACAAUUUCUGAUAUUCCUGGAUAUGAGAAAUUUGAUUUAGUUAAGAAGACUUUGUUGCAGAGACAAAUACAAUAUUUAAUAAAUAGAGGAGACAUUAUUGUUUGCUUUUUGAAAAUGUCCAUUAAAUAACAAGAUCUCCAAGAAUCUAAGAGUUUGAUCAUUAAUGAUUACGAGAAAACUAUUUAAUUGAUCGAAUUAUUGUCUGAAAAUUAGUAUGAUAUUAUUGGACUGUUCGGAAUUAGUUAGAAUGAUAAUUAAGAUCUAAUUAAAGAGUCUUUUAUUACGAAUAGAGCAAGGAUUAUUAUUCAAUCAGAAAAACCUUACGAAUUGGUUCUACCAUUUUGUAUUAAAAAUAAUGUUCUGCAUAAUGAAACAAUUACUUAUAUUUUCUAAUCUUCAUCAAGAGAUGAUAUCCUUUAUCAAAUUAGAUAGAUUAUCAGCAGUCUUAGUUAGGAGGAUCCAAAGAAAAGUUCCAAUUAAUUAAAUCGCAGAAAUGCAUAAAUUUAAACUGAUAAAAUUAAGAUCAAUAACAAUGCUUUGAUUAUAGAUGGGAAUGUGUUGGAUUUAAUCUUAAAUGACAAAUACCUCAAUAAUCAUUUUGGAUUCAUUAUUCAUUUUAAUAAAAUUAUUAUUGUUUAUAAUAUGAACAACAAUUUGAAGUAGAAAUUAUUGAAUUUUUUAACUGCUUAUGAUAGUGAAUAUUCUUCAUCCUUAUGUGUGAAUUAUAGUGCAGGAUCACAUGGUUUAGUAAAGAUGAGUAAUUUCUCUUAUUAGAGACAUGAUGAAAUUGAAUCAGAUGUUAUGGGUUUUAUUAAUUAAUAUUCAAUAAGCAUUGAUGAGUUAGAGGUGUUUGACAACUUGGUUAUUAAAACUGGAUUUCAACUAUUUUAAAUUAAGGAUGCAACCUAACGCAUAUGUAUUCAAUGGAACCUAUGUUUUGCACUAUUGCAAAUGACAUUCUAUUGUUUUCCAUAUUAUAAUGGAUAAUUGCUAUCCAAGGAUAGAUUGUUAAUACUGUAAAUAUUAGUGCCAGCCAUACUGUUGACAUAUGCAAUAAAGACAAUAUUUGUAGAAUAAGAAUAUUUGAGCGUGAAAAUAAAUACAAUCAAACAGAAAUCCCUUGAUUUAGAGAAUAAUCACAUUGUAGAAUUAUUAUUAGAAACAAUAAUGGAUGUGGUAUUAAUAACAAUAGUAAAAUACAUUUUUUAUAUCAAUGAUAUUCAAAUAGGAGUCUACAAUACAAAGGAAGAAGUAGCAUUAUUUUUUAGUUUUAUUUUGAUAAUUCACCUCUUUAAAUUGGCAUUUUUAUCAAAGGAACUCUAUCUGGCAUUAUUCUUGUCUUUGAGUACCUUAUUAUUGAUACUAUUACACAUAACAAUAGAGAUGAUUAAUUUGGAUUAUGAAAUAUUAAGAGAGUUUUUAAUUUAACCUACAACGAUAAUGUCAUUUUUAAUGAUGUUGGCAAUGAAAAUAGUGGUUAAUUUGUUUGGAUAGUUUAGCAUUUAUUUGUACAAUAGUUUUUUAGAGAGAUCCUAAUAGGAUAUAGAUUUUAAUUUAAUUUUGGAAAUAAUUUCAAAAGAAUUGCAGAGUUUAAAGAAUAUCUAAUAUUUAAUAAAGAAGGUGUUUAAGGAUUCGGAAAUAGAUUUAUCAGUAAAACAGAUAUUCAACAAGGGAGAAAAUAAGAAUCAAUUAAUUCAAUUAAAUAAUUACACAUUGAAUUUCGAAGAACAUAUUUAUAAUUAAGAAUUCAUACAGAUGUAUAUUUCAAAAUGGAAGUUCAUUGGGAUCAUAACAAAUCUAAGUUACUUCUUUGGCCUCGACAUAUUUUUAUUGAUACACUAUGGAAUGAGAUUUGAGCAGAUUAAUACGGCCUUGUUUUCAAUAAUGCUGAUAUUGACUUUUUGCUAAGCAUUUCUUAUUAAUUAAUCAUGUUAUCCGAAAUAUGAACAGUUGAUAAUCUAUUUUGGAUUCUUUUAAACCAUUUUUCGAUUAUUCAUAAUAAGUAUAGAUGUGUACGAUCAUGAUAGCUAAUUUUAUGCAUUCAUCUUUUAUUACCUAGUAAUUUUUUCAUUAACCCAACAAAUCAAUUACAAGUACAGUUUUAUAGUGAUUCAACAAAUAAUGACUUUGAUAUCUGGAAUAGUGAUGCUCUAUGCAAACAAAAUGUAAAAUGCAGAAGAUGUGUAUUUAGGAGAAAUAAUAGUAUUAUUUGUGGCCUUCAGUAUCAUAUCUUUACAAUCUCGUUAUCAGGAUGACGUAACACAAAGAGAGGAUUACAUUUGUGGAAAGGUAUUGGAAAUUGAAAGAUCAAAGUAUUAGUCAGUAAUGUCAUUGUUGUUGCCUCCAUUUGUAUUGGGUAGACUUGAUUAAGGGAAUUUGAAUUUCUCAGAGAACCAAGGGUUGGUAGGAAUAAUCUUUGUAGAUAUGUGCAGUUUUGAUGUGAUAGUAAGUGAGGAGGCUCAAAAUAUAGUGUAAUUGAUGGAUAACAUCUAUCGACAAUUUGAUUAAAUCUGUUCAUCAACUAAUUGUCAGAAAAUAGAGACUGUUGGAAAGACCUACAUGGCAUGUUCAGGUUUGUAAUGUGUAGAGAAAUUCUAGCCGAAGGGUCAUCUGAAGAACCCUAUCGAAAGGUUGGUAGAGUUGGCCUUUGGAAUUUAAUAAGAAAUUACUCAUUUCAAGUGGGGACCCAAUCAAAAGAGUUUUGGAUUGAAAAUUGGUAUACAUUAUGGUAGAGUUCUAAUGGGUGUGAUUGGAUCAAUAAAACCACAAUUUUCAUUGAUUGGAGACACUGUCAACACGACUAGUAGAUUAUGUGCUCAUUGUCCAGAAGGAUUGAUAUAAAUAUCUCUUCAGGCAUUUGAUCAAAUUAAAAAUGUGAAAUCAAUUAAAUUCACUAAUAACAAAAUUGAAGCUAAGGGUAAGGGUAUAAUAGAUACAUAUUUGAUUGAAAAGAAAAGGAAUUUCGAACAAUCUUUUAGUAACAAAUAGAAGAAGUCAGAAAUGCCACACAUUGAUUAAAAAUUGAAAUUUGUAUUGAAUAAUGAAUAGCAACAAAACUCUUUUAAGAAUCAAAAUCAAGCAAGCAUAGCAGCCAUCAGAUAGAAAACUACUAGAAAUUUAACCAAUAAGUUGAAUUCUAUGAAAUAGGACGAUCUUUAACAAUUAAAUCAGCCAUAAUACAAUUAAACAUAGCAACAACCAAAUCAGUUGAUUCCAUCCACUUAAUAAUAGGGAAUUCCUUAGAAGACGCCUACUCUGAAUUUUACAGCUAGUUAAUUGUAAUUAUUCAGGAAGCAAACAAAGAGAAAUUUAAUUAACAAUUAAACCAAUUUGUCAACUCUGAAUUAAAUCUAAUCUCCUCAUUUGUUACAAUAAAAUCUUAAUCCUCUAGGUCCUAAUACUAAAUUGGUUCCUUAAAAAUCUAUCUUCAGUCAACAGCAAUAGAAUUAAUAAAUGUCAGCACAAUUAGAAAAAAUCGAUAAGUAUUAAUAAUAAUCCUCAAUACAUCUGCCCUAGUAAGAUCCCUCAAAUUAGAACAUUUUAGUUGGCAUCCCUGAUAUCCCUUUAGAUCAAUCUUUGAAUGUGAUGGACACUUCGAUCAAAGACCAAACUCCAUUUAAUUAGAGGAGGGAUGACCAGAAGAAGUUUAUUGAUUCUGCAAUUCGAGUGAUCAAGUUUAAUGAUAUAGAGUUAUUCAUAAAAUCAAAACCGGAAGUUUUCAAUAAGACCAUCCCUUUGUUUAAGAUCUAAGAGUUCUUUUAUGAAGGCAAGAGUCCAACAUUGUAGGAGAAUAACAAUAACAAUUGGCAUUUGAUUUCUAAAGAUUUUUUAUUCGAGGCAUUUAAGAAUAGUGAGAAUGUGACUCGAUAUUAUGGAAUGGAAUUAGAGAAUGGCAUCAGAAGUGUUGUGGUAUCCUUAUUGCUUCUCCUAAUAAUACACAUCCUUUUUAUCAUACUAUCUCAAUUGCAAUAAGUAAAUACUCAAUAGGCAGUAAUAAGAGCAUUAGGAUGCUUUUUAAUUUUAAUUGAAUUGUACUUGUUGAAAGCACACUUUUUUGAAUGGAAAAGAGAAAGAUUACUAAAAGUGAUUAUAAUUCAACUAGUAUCUUAAUGUGUCAUAUUAGGAGUGUUCUAUGAUUAGGAUAAAGAUAAAUCAGUAAUCUUAUCGAUAGAAUCUAUAAUAACAAGUUGUCUUCUAUUUGCUCAUAAAUGGCUCUAUGUUUAAGAGAAGAUCUUAAUUUGUGCCUUCAUGUUCACAGUUUGGUUGAUUAUAAUCAGCUCAGUCUUUAUAAUAAAUAUUUGGGAAGUGUUCUUCCUACUAAUUUCAAUUGCUUUAUUGUUACAAAGAGAACUGUUAAGUUACUUGUUUUCCUAUAAAUAAAUGCUCAAUUAAGAACAAAUAGAAAUAAAGAAGGAAGAUAAAAUCAAUCUCCUAAGUUGUUUAUUGCCUAUUCAUGUCUUGAGUCAAUUCUUGGAUGAUUCCACAAGUGCAAGGCAAUUCUCUGAUGUCUACAAUGAUUGUACAAUCCUGUUUGCAGAUAUUGCUGGAUUCACAAAAUAUUCAUCAAGUGUGUAACCUGAAGAAGUUGUUUCUAUGCUUAAGAAUUUAUUCGAUGAGUUUGAUACACUGACUCAAGUGAACAAUGUAUUCAAAUUAUACACCAUUGGAGAUUGCUAUGUGGUGAUCGGAGUAACUGACAAUUUCAAAAGAGACCCAAUUCAAGAGGCAUUGAAUGUGGUGGAAAUGAGUCUCAAUAUGUUGGAAGCCAUAACCAGAGUCAGGAAUUAAAUAAAGUAUCAGGAUCUUCAUAUGAGGAUUGGAAUACAUACGGUAGUUUUAAGAAUUUAUUGUAGGGUAAUGUGAUUGGAGGUAUCAUUGGGACAGAUAUCAUCAGAUAUGAUGUGUAUGGAAAGGACAUUCUCAUUGCAAAUAAAAUGGAAAGCAGUUCAGAGGAGGGCAAAGUUUUGAUAUCAGAAACUACUAAGAAAUUAAUUGAAGAGAACUUCCCUUAAGAUUAUAUAUUCCAUGGAAGAAAAUUAAUUAAUAUUCCGUCAAUCAAUACCACGAUUACUGGAUUCUUCUUAGAAACUGCAAUAUGA